AUGGCGAACUCCGGAUCCACGCCCGUGCCCGCUGCUGCCGCCGUCCCCGCCUCGCCUCUUGGGGCGGCCGGCCCGGAUGCGGCGCCGGGCGUGGGUCUGGUCGCUGGCCCGACCUCGGUGUCUUCUACACCUACGCCUGGUGGAAUCGACCUGGACACGCUCGACGGGUUGGAGCCUGCGCCUGUCGAGGCGCUCGCCUCUCCGGGCAUUUUGCCCGCCGAGGCUUUCUCGCCGGCUGGGGGCGAUGGGGCUGAGGUCGCCGAUCUAUGGGGCUUGGAGCUCGACGACAGCCCGGCUCCGACUGGUCCGCCCCCUCCGGCUGGCGGCAACGACCGGGGCACCCAGACGUACGAGGCCCACUUUAUCCGGUCCUUCGUCGCGGGCAUGUCGGUGCCUCGCCUGGCGGCCGCUAUCCGGGCUCUUUCGCCCGAGGAUGCCUCGAACCUUCGGGCGGCUUUGGUCGAGGCCGAUGCCACGCCCGACCUGGACACCGCCUCGGGCGAGGGCCCGCCGACUUUGUCCACGUCGGCGUCUUCGGCAUCCUUGGCGCCAGGGGCGGAACAGCCCACGACGGAUCCUGGGCCGUCACCGGAGGCGCGCGCCUUUUGGGAAGGGCUUGACCCAGCUCCCACCAGGACCCCGCCUCAGCCGGUCGCCGACCCGCCGCUCCCAGAGGCGGGCUGGGAUGCGCUCACGUCCUACCUGGCCGAGUUCGACUCCGCCGAAGGGGCGCCUCCGGCUUCACCGGCUCUGCCCAUCCGGGCGGCGGCAAAGCCCAAGACGGUGGCUAAGGCCCCUCCGCCACCAUUCCUGGAGCCGGACGCUACUUCGCCGCCAUCGCCUACGUCGGGCUAUCCCGGGCCACUUAACAUGGCGGCGCAACCACCGCCGGCGCCCGAGGCGGCCAGCAGCUCUACCGCCAGGGCCGUCUUGAAGGCACCGCCGGUGCUGGAGCCGGAGGCGCCGAGCUCAUCUACGACGCCGCCUCCGUCGAUGGCGUCUACCCUAGGGCCCACGCCGCCGGCGGCCGUGCCGAAGAAGGCCGCCCCGCCAGAGCUCCAGGACCAGGAGCCGGUAUAUCCACAUCGCCGGGAAUUUCUCCGGCGCCAGGCCUUCAUCCGACAGGAGCAGGCCGCCCGAAGCUAUGCGGGGCUUCGCCAGCUGCCGGACAAUGUGGACUACGACACCGCCCUGGCCUCUCAGAUCAGAGGGAGUUCGCCCCCCAGCGGCCGGCGUCCGCCCCCGGCCACGCAGGCGGAUCGGGCGUCGGGGCCCCCGCCAUCCAGCCCCUCGCCGGGUCCAGGCGGUGGAGGACACCCACCCUCGACCGGUGACGGGCCGCCCCACGCCGGCAUCGAGUCGCCGUGGCAGGACUACCUCAACGCCGAGGCGGCGGCUCAUGGGCCGCCGCUUCGUCCUCGGCGGUGCCGCCUCCGCCGAAGGCGUCCUUUCCCCCGCUGGAGAUGGGCGGCCAGGGGCGCCACGGCUUCGGAGCAUCGGACUCACAGACGGGGCUCGUCCGACCCUCGCCAGGCGGCCUGGGAUGACUUCAGGUACCCGCUCCACGAGCCGGGCGCCUCCAUGGCGGCGACGCCCUUGCCGAUGACCCUUCGCGGCUGGGCGGCAGACUCGUGGGAGUCGGCGCUCGCCCUGGAGCAGCAGCUCGCCUCGGGGGCGGAGGCCGCCUGCCACGCCGCCCGGACGGCCAUAACCGCUUCGUGGGAUGCCCAGGCCGCAGGUCGGGGCAUCUCGGCCGCUGUCCGCACCGCGCCCGGUGCCUGCGCCCGGUGUGCUAUCCGCCGUUGGGCGGGCGUCCACACGAGCACCACGAAUGCGACGCCUGCCCGCCCGAGCGCCCCGGCCUGCGGCCUUUGUGCCACUCGCCCUUUUGCGGGCUUAGAUCCUGACGCCUGGAGGCUGCCCAGGGAGAGGGGUCCGGGCGCCCGGCAUUUGAGUGUGUGCCUGACCUGGCCCCGGCCAGAGCAGAGGCCAUGGCUGAUAGGGCCGCCUGGAGGGCGGCGGGUUGCGGCUGGCCUGGCUGCCGCCAGUUCUUCCGGCUUUCGGCGCCGCCGCCAGGAUUUCAACGUCCGCACCAGCCUCGCCGGGGCGGUCUACCACAACGACAGGGUCAUACGCCUGGACACCCUGCCGGAGUUCACCGCCGUCGCCCGCGAUGAGGACGAGUUCCUGGCGGUGCGCCCGCAGCAUACCUUCGCAAACGGCUCCACCUACACCGGUGAUUGGCUCGGCACGGUGCUUAGCUGUGGCGCAGGUGAGAGACUCGUGAUUGAUGACCCGGUAUGGCCAGAUGGAGCGCGUUAUGACGGACAGUGGCAGCACGACAUGGCCAACGGAAUUGGACGGUUUGAGCAUUGCGACGGUGAUGCGGCUCGCUUCCACAAUGCUCAGUUCGACAUUUUGCAUGCGAGUGGCUCGACCUACAUUGGGCAGUGGCAGGACGACCGGCAGCAUGGCUACGGGAUCGAGACCUGGCCGGACGGCACCAGAUUCACGGGCACGUACGAGAACGGCUUGAAGUCCGGCCAGGGCUGCUUCACCUGGGCUGACAAAUCCUCUUACAGUGGCGACUUCAAGGACAAUGAGAUCAGUGGACAUGGCAAGCACCAGGAAUGCAAAUCUAUGCAAAGGUAUGUCUGGGGAGGCUUGGCAGCAAGACUUGACUCCGACAGCCAAGUUGAUGCCGCACUGUUCGUAGGAUCCUGGAAAGCAAGCUACAUGGAUGGAGCUGGCAGAUUCACUUGGCCGGACGGCAAGACCUUCGAAGGUUUCUACGCAAAGGACGUGAAGGCCAAGUGCGUCUACGCGAAGGUGUUGGCCGAUUCUCCUGGCCAGAUGGACGCUCCUUUUUUGGACAAUGGCCCGCGAGCAAUCCAGAGGUGCGGCAUGGCUCGUCGAGAAGAGAGCUUAGAAUCCAUGCUCUACUGCGGUUAUAUGAUGUCCACGAGGGCCACCACAAAGCGUGCAGUGGGCAACGUGGUGCGGCAGUUCAUGACGCUCUACGGGAGCUGUGACCUUGGACUCAGGGGCGAGGAGAUCGGUGUGAUUUCGCCCUAUGCCGCGCAGGAGCGCGCAGAAAUUGUUUCUGCAUCCAUGUCGAGCUUGCAUGGCGUGGUGACAGCGAUGCUGAUUCUUGAGAUUGCUGCUUCUCAAGAGGCAUGCAGGAUCGGAAGCCCUGGCAGAGAGUCUGUGUCAGUUGGCAUUGUGGGCGCAGGGCUCGUUGGACAAGAAGUCUUGAGGCAGGUCCGUGCUCUCAGCGGCACUGAACGUGCAGGCGAUUGGAGCACCGUGGCCGUUCUGCGCUCUCAGCGCAUGUGGCUUCGCAACAUACAGGAGGCAAGUGAUGACUUCAUGAGCAUGCCUGGCGAGCCGACCAAUUUCACAAAGUUUAGUGACUUCAUGAGCGCUCGUCCAGGUCUGCGGGUGAUCAUGGACUGCACCCCCUCAGAAGAGCCAGCUGACCUCUACGAAAAAUGGCUUGCCGCAGGCAUCAACGUGGUCACUGCCAAUAAGAAAGCCGGAAGUGGCAGCCUGAAGAGAUACAAAGCGAUCACGGAGGCUGCACGGAUGGGGCAGAGCCAGUUUCUCUACGAGGCCACGGUCGGAGCUGGGUUGCCGGUGCUGACGACUUUGCAAGACAUGGUUCGAAGCGGAGAUGAUGUUCAUGUAGUUGAAGGUGUUUUCAGCGGGACGUUAUCCUUCAUCUUCAACCACAUCGAGCUUGGCGCCACCUUUUCGGAAGCUGUGUGGGAGGCUGCACGGCUAGGCUUUUUGGAGCCGGACCCUCGCGACGACUUGAGUGGUGGCGAUGUCCAGCGCAAAGUUGUCAUCCUGGCAAGAGAGUUGGGUCUUGAAUUGGAGCUCGAAGAUGUCGCUCCGGAGUCCUUGGUGCCUGACACGCUGCAGAUCUGGAACCCACCAAACACAGACACACGCAGCACAGUCUCGGACUUCGUGAGCCAUUUGCGUGAGUUCGAUGAUGACAUGGCAGAGAGGGUUGCCCAGGCACGUGUUCAGAACAAAGUCCUGCGCUAUGUGGGCGCCAUUAAUGCUUCCAGCCGGACAGCCAGAAUCUCCCUGGUGUCGGUGCUUCGGGACCACCCCUUAGCAGCUCUCCGUCAUGCCGAUAACAUGGUGGCCAUCUCGUCGGCGCGCUUCACCCCACGGCCUCUGGUGGUUCAGGGUCCCGGAGCUGGUGCUGCGGUGACUGCCUUUGGAAUGCUAUCGGAUAUGUUCCGACUCAAGCGAUCCGGGUCUGCGUCGCGAUGCCCUGCACAAGAAAAGGUCCAAGUCUCUUCAGUGGAUGCCUUCCAGGGAUGCCAGAAGGACAUCAUCAUCCUCAGCCUCGUCCGGGCCAAUCCACGUGGUGAUGUUGGGUUUGUGUCGGACUGGCGUCGGCUGAACGUUGCCUUCACGCGGUCGAGGAAGCUUUGUCUCAUCCUGGCACAUUUGCCCACAUGGCUGAGUACAGAGAGUGCUCUCUUGAGGGACUGGAUCGGCUUUCACCCGGCCGAUGUCGCAGAGGUCAAGUCAUUUCAGAAGAGCGGCCGCUCUGUUGGUCUAGGAGCUCUGCCUUCCGAUCUGGAGACCCAGGUCGACAUGUUGAGGGAGGAGUUUGCCAAAAAUCGUCCAGCAGCAGCCAAGCUUCCGCGAGUGUCAGUGGCUGCAAAGGGAGGUGGCACGGAUGCAGCCACAGUGAAGAGAAAGAAUCUGGAAGCCGGGCGAGCGCUGUCAGAAGCGAUCAGCAAAGUUGAUGAAAGCCUCCUCGAGGCAGCCCUCAACAAGGCCAUUGAUGCUGGCAUCCAGAACAGCACCGUAGAAGAAGCGGAGGUGGCUGCUAGCGGGGAUGACGAGUCAGUUCUGCAGGCCGCCAUCUUCUUGGCGAGACAAUCUGGAGUAAGCGAGACUGACAUAUCGCAGGCAGAGGAAAGCUUCAACUUGAACCUCAAGGCCGCCCUGGAAGAGCGCCUUAGCGUAGAGCGCAAAGAGAAAGCCCGGACCUCGGCAGUGAUCGCGCUCGGCUUCGACCUGCGCAACUGGGUGCCGCUGGAACCACACGACCUCCCUUGCUAUGGGUGGGCGAAACAUCACUGCUGGAAUCUCUGCACUUCGAAUGCCCACUUGUUGGUGCUGAUGUGCUGCGGCCCCAAGGCUUUGAAAAGCGCCAUUGCACAAGCUCGUGCUUCGGCCGCAUCAGGUGCAGAGGAGGCUGCUGAACAAGACCUGCAGGCUGCCGAGGCUGCGCUCACGAGGCUGUUGCAGGAAGAAGCUGCGAGGACAGCGAAAGCUCCUGUGCCAAUCGAGCCGGAGCCAGCAGCCUACGAAGAGCCGAUGGAGCCCAAGGAGGAAAAAGUGGAACCGAUGGAAACGGAAAAAGAUGUCCCGGUAGCAGUGAAGCGCGAAGCGCCACCAGCUGCCAAAGCGGAGGAUCUGCCGACAGGAAAACCUGUUCCCAAGGUGCCCGGCAUCAAGCGCAUGCAGCUUAGAGUGCUUGACAAAGUUGGCUGUGGCAUGACAUUGCAGACGACGAAGUGGGGCAUGGUCGUCGAGGAGCACGCGCAAGUGGGUGACUGCAUUGUUGAGGUAGACAAGCUUUCCCUCGUGGGGCUCCCAGAGGAUGUCUGCGAGGACACCUUCGGCACAGCAUUUCGGCACGGUGUUUGGCUUUCUGCUGUCUCCGGUGUUGAGGCCGGCAUUAAUCGGGAAGACCUUGAUGCGGCAGAGUAUGCUUAUGACAAGUACUUCAGCAUGUAUGCGCUGGCAGAGGCCCACGAUGAAGUAUCUUUGCGUGUGGCCAUCAUGGAGGCACGAGCUGCUGGUGUUGAAGGGGCUUUAAUCUCAGAGGCGGACAUGCGUUUGAGGACUCUUGCUGCAGAAAGGGAACUCGCAGAUGCCGGCGCCGGGGCACUGAAAGCGGGGGAGCUGCAGGUGCUGCAGACUUUGUCCUCGCUGGCAAUCGACGGCUUGCGGGCUUCUUCAAACGGUGCGCAAAAGAGCAUUUGUUCUCUGCUAUGUGCCGAUGCCCGACCACUGCAUGUGCCAGAUCCAAAUCGGACCGUCGUCAACUUCUGCCAUGCUCUGCUUGUGAUCGCAAUUGCACCAGUUCGUGGACAUUCGCAAAUCCUGUCGACUGCGGCUUCGGCCUGCGUGGCAAAUCUGUUCGAAAUCUUGAAUGUGCAAAGCUGGGCAGGCGGCUCUGAGAUGGGCGCGCCAUUGGUUCGGAGGAUUUCUGGCCUACUGCUGCAGACCUGCGUCUGUUCCGCUACGCUUCAACACUGGCGCGGCUGCGCACUUGCUGCCGCCGGCUGCUGGGGCAGCGGCGGCACACCUCCGGAGAAGCUGCAGAACCUGGUUGGUGCGGCAGCUGCACUUCUGCGGCUCGCCCUUCAGGAGGCCGCGUUCGAGGUAGCGGCCGAACUCCUAGAAGCGCUGCUCUCCGUCCCGCGCUUGGGAGCACCGCUGGCGAGAUGCCUUCCCAGGGCCGAGGAGCAAGCAUGGUCUUCAGCUUUGCUUCGACUUCUGUCCCGGUUCAAGAAUCAUCGCGGAAAUGAGCGCCAAGGUUCUGCCAAAGCAAUGGAGCAGGAGUAUGCGAUGUCAUAUGCUGCAGGCAAUCUCUUCGAGCUGCAUGCAGCCUUGACGUUACCGUUGCCAGAACUUCUCAGGGUCCAAGCAUACCUGCUGGAGAGAGCGGUCGAGGUCUCAAUGCUUGCCGGAGCACCAGCACUAGCCCAAGACGAGCCGGUGACCGUCAAGGAGCUGCGACGACAGCUGCAGCAUGUGGCUGAGCCUGGGGCCAUAGCCCAGUGGUGGAGCCGAGUUCUCAUGCUGAAGUAUGUGCCAAAGGAGGCCUUUUUGGGACCUGUGCGACUCCGUGGGUACCAACGGCACUGCCUGGCCGUAGCACAUCACAAAGUGUGCCCGCUGGCGGUGGACAGCCUUGCACACCUUUACAGCACCUUGCUGGGCAAAGCUCGUGUAGCCUCGAAGUCGGGGCUAAACUACCAAGUCUUUGAAACGAUUGCCAAUGCCAUUGCCUACAUGGAGGGUGGCGAUGUGACCAAGGCGCUGUGGCGGCGAAUUCAAAGCACUCUGACCGCGGAUGCGGUGCGCCCCGGUCAACUCAGCGAACAUCUGGGUCCCAAUGUCUUCCACCUCAUUCACCUACACGCCGUGCUGUUGUCGCAGAGUCUGGGCAUCAUGACCUACGACGAGCUUCGAAGUCCAGACUCUCCACUUUGUAAGCAUGACAUCGGCAUGUACGUGAGCAAGGUGACAUCGGUCACCUCUUGGCUCGCAUGGAGCGGUGCCGAGGCAUCAGGGGCCGCAGGCCUUCCGAUUCGCGAGGAGCUACUGGAGGCCGCCGGAUGCGUCCUGGGACAGCUCUGGGCGCUGUGCCGUCGUGGGGAGAAGCCGCUUCCUGCGAGCUGCUGGCAUGCUCCAGACCCGGUCACGGAGGGCUUCAAGGCGGUUGUCAAGGAGAUCACAGACUCAAUUCAGCUCGCUCAGCCCGUUCAGCUGCCUGUCGGUGCUGAGCGCCUUCUCCGCCACCUACCACAGGCCAUACCGUUCGAGCUCCGUGUCGCACUCCUCCGUGCCCGAGUCCAGAUGGCUCGUGAGGCUGGGCUGGGCCGGCCCGUGGUGAAGCUGACGGUCCGCCGCACCCACCUCUUUGAGGACGGCCUCACGUCCUUGAUGCUGAAGGAGGCUGACUGGCGAGCGCGGUUCCAGGUGGUCUUCGUGAGCGCUUCAGGUAGACCGGAGCAGGGGCAGGAUGCCGGCGGCCUCUUCAAGGAGUUCUGGGAGAAGCUUGCGGAGACAGCCUUCAACCCCGAGUAUGGCCUCUUUCGCAUCACGGAUGAGCGGCUCCUGUUCCCCAACCCAGACGCGUGGAAAUACCAUGAAAACGUCGAGACGCUCUUCGAGUUCUUGGGCCUCGUGAUCGGCAAAGCUAUCUUUGAAGGAAUUGUCGUGGAGCCUUCAUUUGCACCUUUCUUCCUUGCCAAGAUUCUUGGCAAACACAACUCGUAUUACGACCUCCAAUCUUUGGACCCGGCACUCUUCGGAAAUCUGCAGCAGCUGAAAGUCUACAGUGGUGAUGUGGCAGAUCUGUGCCUGAACUUUGUUGCCACUGGCAGUGAUGGCGAGGAGAUUCCGUUGCUGCCCGGGGGAAACGGCAAGGAAGUAUCGGUCACAGCCGAGAACAGGGUGCGCUACAUUUACUUGCUCAGCGACUACAAGCUGAAUCGAGAGCUACAGAAUGCAUCCACGGCCUUCUUGAGUGGCUUUCGGCGAUUGAUCGACGAGCGAUGGCUGCGGAUGUUCAGUGAGGAUGAGCUGCAGCAGGCUCUCAACGGAUGUCUCAUGCCUCAGCUGAUCCGCGCACAUGCUGCUGGCCAGGUGAUCAGCGGCUCCAGCAGCGGCUCCCUGAAUGUGGAUGUGGCGGGGCGGCAAAGCUUUCACACUCCCAAAAGCCAUGAAGUUCCAUUAUAG
Molecule: messenger RNA, 8508 nt
Organism: Symbiodinium sp. CCMP2456
Lineage: Eukaryota; Dinophyceae; Suessiales; Symbiodiniaceae
Source: the annotation of a GenBank genome assembly